AAUAGUUCUCAAACAUAAAGUCAAGAGUUUUAAAUCUGUAAAAUUCCUAAACUUUCUCAAAGUAAAUCCAACCCUAAGACGCGGCAAGUUUUUCCGACCAAGUAAAAACAAAAACAAAAUGGCGCCAAUUUUGAAACAAACAAACCCUACUUUUUCUCCCCAAAAUACCCAAUUCCUCCGAAAUUCGAUUCACCAAAUUGAAGAUAAGAUCUUUCCUUCUUCCUCAUAUCGCGGCCUCCGAAUUGCAGUACUACUGCUACCAACUGUUUUUCAAGCAUUAGCGAUUUCGGUUCAUAGUGAACCACACCACAACCAGUACAAAGAAAAAGUUUGAGAUUGCCCUUUCGAUGAGUUAAAAGAAAGCAUAAGAGCAACAAGCCAGAGGAUAGGAUGGCAAAUUACUAUGAUAUUGAUGAUAUUUUGGUGGAGGAAGAGAUUGUGUCGGUUAAAUUUCUGAAGGAAGCAUCUGGAGUGGGAAUAGAUCCCAGUUCUGAGGCAGACUUUAUUGAAGUGGAUUCAAAAGUUGAACUGCCUUUUUGGCUGGCUCAUGAGUUGCAGUUGAGACAAGCAGUAUCAGUCUAUGUUCCUCUUUGUUUCAAUCAAAAAACAAGACUAGAGAUCCAAGCUGAUUGUGCAAGUGUGGAUCUGAGGUCCAGAUGUCCAUACUUCUAUGAAUUUGGUUGCAAGAUAGCACCCAUAGUUGGCGAUAGAACCAUUGGAGUUCUGUUGUUGUCUGCAUUUAGGAAUAGGUACAAGGAGAUCCUCACAAAGGCACACACUGCAGCAAUUGCUGCUGGUUCUAAAUUUUGGACUAUUCUAACAAAUGAGGAGAUCAAUUUGUAUGAGACAGCUCAAUCUGCAAUGGCAUCCUUCAAGAAGUGGCGAAUGGGGGGCCCCAGAUUUCAGAUAGCUUCUAUUCUUGGAAGAAAGAGAAAACCAGCUGAAUAGUUGAUUUCUAACCUUAUCAGAAAUCUGUUUAUGUUAUGUUUUAGACCUGCAAAUUACAAGAUAUUAAUGGAUACAAAUAUCAACUUGCUGAUGUUAAUCUUGUA
This is a messenger RNA of Vicia villosa (hairy vetch), 1052 nucleotides long. Its product is annotated as DNA replication complex GINS protein psf3-like. The record is from RefSeq and is a predicted model, not a curated record. The coding region runs from base 391 to 948 and encodes 185 amino acids. Gene Ontology annotation, biological process: mitotic DNA replication initiation. The transcript has 7 exons. Gene Ontology annotation, cellular component: GINS complex. NCBI's taxonomy places the organism in Eukaryota, Viridiplantae, Streptophyta, Magnoliopsida, Fabales, Fabaceae.